AUGGGCUUGAAAGAGCGUAUGGUGACCCUGACUCGGUCGCGCUCCGGGGUCACUCAGGAUACCGCAGAGGCCUCUGGUGUGCAGGCUAAGGAGGAGUUGCAGAACUUUCGAAAGCAGCACAAGUGGGAUCCUUUCCUCGACAAUGAGAAGCUUGAUACCAUCGAAAGUGCUCUCCACUCUGACAAUGCCGAGAAGGCUUUGGCCGUUGAUGAAGCUCUCAUCCAAGAGGACUCUCCGUACCCGGAGGUUCGCUCUUCGGUUCCACCUACCGAUGACCCCGACAUGCCUUGUAAUACCAUACGAGCUUGGUUCUUGGGGGCUGUCCUCUGUACCAUCAUCGCUGCUUGUAAUGUUCUCCUGUCGCUUCGUCGCCAGUCAGCAUCGAUUUCCUCGACUGUUGUCCAGCUGAUUGCUUAUCCCAUGGGUGUUGGUCUCGCCAAAGUCCUUCCCACUACGGUGUACAAGGUUUUCGGUCACGAAUUCACUUUGAAUCCUGGUCCCUUCAACGUCAAAGAGCACACCAUCAUCACAAUGAUGACUGCUGCCGGCUCUUCCAUCAGCUAUGCCAUUGAUAUUCUCCUUGCUCAGGAAGUCUUUUACGAUCAACACUUCAAGUGGGGAUUCCAGCUACUCCUUAUGGUUUCCACCCAGGCAAUGGGCUUUGGUGUUGCCGGCAUCGCUCGCCGCUUUCUCGUGUGGCCAUCAGCCAUGGUGUGGCCAGCAAACUUGGUUACCUGCACCGUGAUGCAUGCUUUACACAAUCACGUACCGGCUGACCCGUCGGUGACUAAUGGCUGGAAGAUUGGCCGUUACAAGUUCUUCCUCAUCGUCUCGCUGGCCUGCUUUGCUUGGACUUGGAUUCCCCAGGUUCUCGCUCAGUUCCUGCAGUACUUUGCCUUUGCCUGCUGGAUUGCUCCCAAUAACGUUGUUGUCAACCAGGUCUUUGGCGCGUUUACUGGACUCGGAAUAAUCCCUAUUACCUUCGAUUGGCUCACUGUUUCGUCAUGGUUGGGCAGUCCCUUACAAACUCCUACUUUUGCUAUUCUCAAUGUUGCCUUUGGCCUUUUCAUUUGUGUGGUUGGAGCCGCGGGUCUUGCCUGGGCUGGCCCAGACUACUACAGAUAUCUCCCCAUUGCCGCAAACAAGAACUUCGACCGUUACGCCGACAAGUACAAUACCAGCCGAAUUCUGAACCCAGACUUCACCGUGAAUGAAACAGCUUACCAGGAGUAUUCACCUAUUCUCCUCGGUGCGACCUUCUCCCUCUCCUACGGCAUGGGCUUCGCAGGCUUAAUCUCAACCAUCAUGCAUGUCAUCGUUUUCUACGGUGGUGACGUUUGGAACCGCAUCAAGAAUUCUAAAUACGACGAACCUGAUAUCCAUCUGAAGCUUAUGAGAAAGUACAAGGAAGCCCCAGAGUGGUGGUUUGCAGCCAUCUUUGCUGUUUCCUUUGCUUUCGGCAUGAUUGCCUCUCAGGUCUGGGAGACGCAUCUGCCAUGGUGGGCAUACAUUGUUUGCAUCCUCAUCGGCGCUGUCUUAUUUAUUCCCAUCGGUAUGGUGCAAGCCAUUACGAAUCAACAGACUGGUCUCAACAUCGUCACAGAGAUGAUUUUCGGCUAUAUGUUGCCAGGUCGUCCCGUUGCCAUGAUGCUCUUUAAAUCCUGGGGUUACAUGUUAUCCGCCAACGGUCUCAACUACAUCUCCGAUAUGAAGAUCGGUCACUAUAUGAAGGUCCCUCCCCGUAGCAUGUUCGCUGCCCAAGCCUUUGCAGUCAUUUGGCUCGCCAUUGUGCAAACCUGCGCGUACAAUUUCUUGAUUGGAAACAUCAAGGGAAUUUGUACCGAAGACCAAUCUCAGGGCCUGACUUGCCCCAACGCACGCACCUUUUACAACGCAAGUGUCAUCUGGGGUGUUAUUGGACCCAAGCGUGUCUUCGGCCACGGCGGUAUCUACUCCUGGAUCAACUGGUUCUGGCUCAUUGGCGCCGCCCUGCCCGUUAUCCAGUACUAUGUCGCUCGCCGAUAUCCUCGCAGCUUCGCUCGUUUCAUCGUCUGGCCAGCCGUGUUUGGUGCAAGCGGUCUCGUUCCCCCUGCCACCCUCUAUUUCCUUACUCCCUGGGUUAUUGUCGGUCUCAUCUUCAACUGGUACAUCCGAAGCCGGUACUUUGGCUGGUGGACUCAGUACAACUAUGUCCUCUCUGGCGCGCUUGAUAUUGGUUCGCGUAUCUGCGUUGUUAUCAUUGCCCUUGCGCUUGGUUUGGGCAACGUCGCUGACCUGAACUGGUGGGGGAACACGGUGCCUUUUGACAAUUUGGACUUUGCGGGCAAGGCUGUGACCAAGAAGUUUCACAAGAACGUAACUGAGCCUCUUGGGCCGUCUACUUGGUAG
Molecule: messenger RNA, 2388 nt
Organism: Pochonia chlamydosporia 170
Lineage: Eukaryota; Fungi; Ascomycota; Sordariomycetes; Hypocreales; Clavicipitaceae
Product: small oligopeptide transporter, OPT family
Exons: 5
Coding region: 1-2388 (795 amino acids)
Biological process (GO): transmembrane transport
Molecular function (GO): oligopeptide transmembrane transporter activity
Source: RefSeq, a predicted model, not a curated record